AUGGCUAAACGCACCAAGAGGGUCGGAAUUGUGGAUAAAUCCAGGACCCAUUAUGGUGCCUCCCUCAGGAAAAUGGUGAAGAAGAUUGAAAUGAGCCAGCAUGCCAAGUACACUUGCUCCUUCUGUGGCAAAACCAAGAUGCAACGACGAGCUGUGGGGGUCUGGCCUUGUGGCUCCUGCAUGAAACCCGUCGCUGGUGGCACCUGGACCUACAACACCACUUCUGCUGUCACAGUAAAGUCUGCCAUCAGACGACUGAAGGAGUUGAAAGACCAGUAGG
Leptonychotes weddellii (Weddell seal) is the source of this 280-nucleotide messenger RNA. NCBI's taxonomy places the organism in Eukaryota, Metazoa, Chordata, Mammalia, Carnivora, Phocidae. The record is from RefSeq and is a predicted model, not a curated record.